Pipistrellus nathusii (Nathusius's pipistrelle) is the source of this 510-nucleotide messenger RNA. The record is from the annotation of a GenBank genome assembly. Lineage: Eukaryota; Metazoa; Chordata; Mammalia; Chiroptera; Vespertilionidae.
AUGCUCGCCGGGGCGCCGGCCGCGCGCGGGCUCCUGCGGCUGCUGCUGCCGCUGCUGCCGCUGCCUCAGGUGACGCCCGGUUCCGCGGCCGGCGGCUGUGAGCCCUCGGACCAGUGCCCGCCGCCCGCCCGCUGGAGCAGCCUGUGGCACGUGGGGCUCGUCCUGCUCGCCGUCCUGCUGCUGCUGCUGUGCGGGGUCACGGCCAGCUGCGUGCGCUUCUGCUGCCUCCGCAAGCGGCCCCACGCCCGGCACCUGCCCCCGGCGCCUCCCGCCUGCGACCUGGCCCUCUUCCCCGGGGACGGCGACAGCCCGGCACACAGCACCGUGACCUCCUACAGCUCCGUGCAGCACCCGCUGGGCAUGCGGCUGCCCCUGCCCUUCCCGGAGCUGGACCUGGACGCCAUGACCCCGCCCGCCUACAGCCCAGUCUACACCCUGGAGCUGCCCCCCUCCUACGACGAGGCUGUGAGGAUGGCCAAACCCGGACAGGAGGAGCCGCCGCCUCCGUAG